AUGUCGCCUGUGCCCGUUCCAGUUCAGGUCAAUACCUCCUCCAAGCUUCCAUCCCCCGGAUUCAAUGCCGGUGCGCGACCAUAUCGAUCCCACAAAGUCCGCGCUUGCGACCUAUGUCGCAAGCGCAAAUCCCGAUGCACCGUCGAUAUUCCGGGCCAAUCCUGUCUUCUGUGUCGCGUGCAGGGUGCCGACUGCCACUAUCAAGAAGAGGCCAAUGCAGACACUUCGGUAUUGAGUGCCCCGGACCAAAAGUCCUGGUCGGGACCCCCUCCGCUGUCGGCGAUCCCAGCGGUGGAGGCCGCACCGGGACAAAAGCGUAAGCGCAGUCCCGAUGGCCUUGUUCAUUCAGUUCAGAAUAACCCGCCCCGGCAGCCGCUCAAUGGCCCUAGCCCUCAUGGGACUAAUUCGUCGAGUGGCCGCCGCGGAAGUGAUUCGCGGCGCAAGGACAUGGAUGACCCUCAAAAUGAAUCUGUGCUUAUUGUCGGUCCAAUGGUUGCCGAAGAUGCGCAAGUCAUUGAGAAACAUAUGCCGCCUGAACAGAGGAGUCUGUCAGAAGAGCCUAAGAGCCAGCCGUAUAACAUCUACUCUAGCGAUCCGCGCAAGCCAGUCCUCUACACCACAAUCUCACGACGAAGAAAGGGUAUGCGAAAAGGCACUCCCCCCGGUGAAAAUCAGAAGGAAGUCCUGGAACAAAUUCUUGGGCCUUUUAAACAUGACCUAGUGAGAUUAUUUAUUGAUCGAUUCAAUGUCUCCUUUCCUAUUUUUGAUGGAGAAUCCUUUUGGGAAUCAUACAUUGCUGAGGAUCUACAAGACCCUCCAGCUGCGCUCGUGUGCCAAGUAUAUUCCAUGUCUUUAGUUUAUUGGAAACAUACACAAAAGCUCGCGUGUCAUCCCAAACCCGAUGUUCGAUACGCGGUCAAUAUGACUGUCGCCGCGUUGCACGAAGAGUUCUCUGCUCCCGGAUUGGACACAAUAAGUGCCGCGCUGAUUGAUUUAACUGGCCGGCCCAUCUUUUCCAUGACUGGAAAUGCCGUGAGUUGUGGCCGCAUGCUAUCAUUGGCGAAUUGUCUUGGUUUGAACCGCGAUCCCAGCAACUGGAAGCUCUCUCAGGCAGAGAAAGAUCAACGGAUUCGUUUAUGGUGGGGAGUUGUGAUUCACGAUAGAUGGGGAAGCUUUGGCCAUGGCGUACCGCCUCAAAUUUCAAAAAAUCAAUACGACGUACCUCUACCCACUGUGGACGUGUUAGUCCCACCACACCUCCGCACCACGGAGCGUGUGAGAGCAGCACAUUGUCAUAUCUAUCUAUGUCGAUUAACCGAGACUUUGGGUGAGCUGUUGCCUCUGGUCUAUGGCUUGCAACAUAAACCAGCGCGAGAGACAUCAAAGAAGCUCAGGCAGAUCCGCACAGAUCUAGAUAUGUGGGAGGAUUCCCUGCCGGAUUGGCUCAGGGGACCCGAAAUACACCCAGGGGAACGAAUUUACGGAGCAAGCAGCUUGCAAUUGGCCUUCUUGGCUGUCAAAAUGCUUGUCAGCCGAGUAGAACUUAAUGAGGUCAACAACUCAGAAACGGAUAACGCCGAGGCACGCCGAUAUUUCCAAACAGAAUGCCGGAGGUCAGCAGAGGAAAUUGUUGGAUUCAUAACCUCUCUGCGAACAGAUAACUUCAAGGAGUUCUGGCUACCCUACAGCGCUUUUCAUCUCACGUCAACGGCCACAUUACUCGUUCGCUGUGCAUUUGAAACCACUGAUAGCGACGUUGCACGAUCAUGUCUCCAAAAUGUCGAAACCCUGCGCUCGGUCUUGCGCCGUGUCCAGGAAGAGGAAGAUUGGGAUGUAGCAAACAUGUGUUUAGAUCACUGUGAACGCAUUAUGCACCGACUUCCCGGAAACGGAGUGACAAUGGACCAGGCCUUCACUACGACUAUGGCAGACAGCGGGCUUGUUAACCCGGCCGCGAUAUCGCUACCCGAGACCCAAACCAAUAACGACAUUGUCGACGAUAUGAUGUCAAUAUCCAAUACCUUUGGAACCAUGGACGGUUUUCCCUUCGAUAUGACGGGAAUUUGGGAUGUCUCUGUCUUCCAAGAUGUGAACCUACAUGAAUAA
Penicillium soppii is the source of this 2106-nucleotide messenger RNA. Its product is annotated as putative C6 transcription factor. Gene Ontology annotation, molecular function: DNA-binding transcription factor activity, RNA polymerase II-specific; DNA binding; zinc ion binding. Gene Ontology annotation, cellular component: nucleus. The transcript is spliced from 5 exons. The record is from RefSeq and is a predicted model, not a curated record. Gene Ontology annotation, biological process: DNA-templated transcription. Bases 1 to 2106 code for a protein of 701 amino acids. Lineage: Eukaryota; Fungi; Ascomycota; Eurotiomycetes; Eurotiales; Aspergillaceae.